Molecule: messenger RNA, 2193 nt
Organism: Durusdinium trenchii
Lineage: Eukaryota; Dinophyceae; Suessiales; Symbiodiniaceae
Source: the annotation of a GenBank genome assembly
AUGGUUAGCUGGAAAUGGGUCAGCCUUGUACUUAUGCUGGUGCAGAAUGCUAUUACGCCAAUCGUCUUUCGCUAUGCUACAACUGGUGCGAAAGCACAGGACCGCUUUAGCACAUCUACAUCCAUUGGCUGUCAGGAGGCUUUAAAGCUGCUGAUGUCCUUUGGCUUGGCAGCUGUGGAGUUUGGCAGUGCUUCAGCUGCGCUGGCAGCGAUAUGUGCUGUGAAGCCAGGCGACUCUGCGAGGCUUGCAAUUCCAGCGAUUCUCUUCGUUCUUCAAAAUGCAGCGAUGCAGCUUGCAACAGUGCAUUUGCCAGCGGCACUUUUUCAAGUCACGUGGCAAGGGAAGACGCUCGUGAUGGCUGGCCUUUCGGUACUGCUCUUGGACAAGAGGCUUGUGAGAUCUGCGUGGCUUGCUAUUGCUUUCAUGGCAGUUGGAAUCGCAGUGGUCCAACUCUCACAAAGCAAGGAAGGCAAGCAGGCUCUCAUGGCAAAUGCUUCUGAGCAACAGCCUGCUUUAGGCCUCUUCUUUGUGCUUGGUGGCUGCCUUUGCUCGGGCUUCGCAGCCGUAUACUUGGAGAAGCUCGUAAAGCAGAAGGAAAAAACAGAGCGGACUUCUAUGUGGAUCCAAAAUAUGCAACUGGCAUUCUAUUCACUGUUGUUGACCUCUCUUACGUCUACGAUGAACUCCGUGGCGGAGCACACUGGAUUCUUUCGGGGCUUCUCUUUCAGCGUAUGGAUCAUGAUCCUUAACAAUGCCAUAGGAGGCUUGCUUGUGGCCUUAGUCAUCAAGCAUGCAGACAAUAUUCUCCGUGGUUUUGCAACAGCACUUGUCGAAGUGGGUGCUUGGAGUAUAGCAGAGUUCCUGCUCGAGGCAAAUGCUGACAUCAAUGCCCUUCGAUUUGACGGCAAAACAUCGCUGAUGCUUGCGGUUGAAGCAAACCAAGUGGAGUUUGUACGAACCAUUGUCCAUCAAAAAGCAGAACUCAAUACCAAGGAUGAACGUGGUUCAACAGCUCUAUCAAUCGCUCUGGAGAUGAAGCGCUCCAGCCAAAUGGAUUUCUUGCAUAUCCUUGCAAAUGGCCACUGCGACUUGAACAUGAUUUGCCCAGCAAGCAAGUUGCCGGCCGUGACCCUCGCAGCUUCAGCCGGCAACAUGGAGGUGGUCGAACUACUAGUACGGUGCCGUGCUGGAAUACAUGGUGAACAUAGCUCAGUUGCAGCUGCAGCUGCCUCGGAAAAAUGGCAUAUGGUGAAGCGCUUGGUGGAACUUGAAGCAGAUCCGAAUGUUGCCAUCAGCUACAAGAGCGAGUCAAUGAAGACAAACGGAUAUGGCAAUCCGAAGCCUUCGACUGUGCUGAUUCAGGCAACUAAGUCUGGAGAUGAAUCACUGGUUCAGUUUCUUUGCCACAAAGGUGCCUCAGCCAAUUUCAUGAGUGACAGCAAUGAAAGCGCUUGCGGAGCAGCAGCAGCGGCAAACCACUUGGGCGUCCUCAAGAUUCUGGCUGAAGCACAUGCAGACUUGGACAGAAGCCCACUUCAUGGUCUUCCGCCUUUGCUUGUGGCAGCCAACUCGAAGAGGUGGGCAGCACUUCAUUUGCUCUUGGAGCUUCGUGCUGAUACGGAAGUCUGCAAUCCAGAUGGAGAAACUGCAUUGAUCAUAGCAGCAAGUCAAGGAAAUGCAAGAGGAGUUUCCAAGCUGAUUGAUUGCAGAGCAAAGUUGGAAGCACGCAGCAAAGGCCAGACAGCCUUGCUUGCAGCUGCACGCCAGCAGAGCUGGAUGGUUGUGCGCAGACUUGCGGAAGCACGGGCGGAUUUAGAUGCAAUCGAAUCACCAGAUGCCAAGCCAGUCAUUGUCCGCCUGGCUGAGACGUCACAGUGGGACACUUUGAUUCACUUGGCUCGACAUGGGGCAAACUUGGAGGCUAAAGGCCUUGCUGGAAGAACCGUGCUGAUGUAUGCUGCCGAGAGUGGCUUGGAUGACGUUGCCUGGUGGUUGUUGCAAUGUCGAGCUGACCCUAAUGCUGAAGAUCAAAGGGGGGAAACGGCCUUGCUGAAAGCUUGCAACCGCCAGUUAGAAAGCUUCAUGCGACUUCUUUGGGAAAAUGGAGCACGUAUUGAGAUACCACUGCAGAAAUCCAGAAUUCCUGCGAUGUCGAAACUAUUGCGGAAAUGGCAGGGAAAUACAGACGACUGA